CCCUUAGCAAUCAAUCUUCUUCCUCUUAUCUCAAAAUCCCUAUCUCUAUAUAUUUUCAGUUUUCUGCUUGUUUCUUUUUCUUUACCUUUUACAUUUAUAUGUGGUUGUUAUAGUUGGAGGUUGAAGAAAGGUUACAGUGAUGACACCUCCAAACAUGGCCACUAUCACUGCUUCUUUAGAGAGGUCUCUUCAGAACUGUUCGCUGAAUCAUCAUCGGAGUAGGGGAGUUUUAGGCGUCGGAGAGAGGACUUCCAGCUCCGAUGAUACUGAUGCUGAUGCUGAAGCUGAAGCACGGGUGCCUCAGCAAAAUCAUCUUCUUCCUACUUCUGACACUACCUUGGAGCUCAACUCUCAUCUCUCUCUCCCUUACCAUUGGGAACAAUGCCUUGACUUAAAGACAGGGGAGAUUUACUACAUAAACUGGAGGAAUGGAAUGAAAGCCAAAGAAGAUCCAAGAGUAACACAAUACAAUGGGGAUUUCUACUCAGAAGAUGACAGUUCAUAUGACAGUGAGGAGUCAUCUUCAGAAUCCUCUCCUCCAUCUUCUUCAAGAGAACAUUAUCGGGUUCAGAGAGAAAACCAUGUCUUAGUUGUGGCUGGUUGCAAGAGCUGCUUCAUGUACUUCAUGGUUCCAAAACAGGUUGAAGAUUGCCCAAAAUGCAAUGGCCAACUUCUCCAUUUUGAUAGAUCUGAAAAUGGUUCUCCAUGAAUUGGAUUUCUUGUUUCUUUUGGUUUAAUCUCUAUGAUUUUAGUUUUUAAUUCAAAGAACUUGUUUGAGCCUUUGAAAUUUUUCGGAGUGUGGAAUGAUCACGAAAAUGCCCACCAAGUGGGGGUAUUAGCUAGCUAGUUUUAGUUUACUAUUAUUCCUUCACCUUGUUCUCCAUACUUCUUUUUUGCUUCUCUUCCUUCUAGCUGUUACCAUUUUCUUUUCUUUUGGGGAGCCAUUGAAGCUGCUGAGCCAGGAAGAGAGUGCCACUGGUAAGGUCAAUUCACAAGAAAGAAUAAUAUUUGAUAAUGAUGGGACGUGUACCUUUUUUAUUCUCUUCUCUCUUUUUUUUUCCUUCAUUUUUAUUUUUUUUACCUGUUAUUAGAUAAUUCAUAUGCUUUUUGAG
Messenger RNA from Manihot esculenta (cassava), 1112 nucleotides. RefSeq lists its product as uncharacterized. Gene Ontology annotation, molecular function: protein binding. NCBI's taxonomy places the organism in Eukaryota, Viridiplantae, Streptophyta, Magnoliopsida, Malpighiales, Euphorbiaceae. The transcript has 2 exons. Bases 140 to 709 code for a protein of 189 amino acids. The record is from RefSeq and is a predicted model, not a curated record.